AUGCAGUACACUUAUACAAAAAAACGACUACAAUUUGGAAGACAGUGUAACUUCACAAAUUAUCAGACAGUAGAAGCUGACAUUAAAUCACAUACAGGGUAUAUGAAUCACUAUAUUCAAAUAGAUCCUGCAACCCAAGGAACUCAAUGCAGUAAAAUAUAUUCUGUUCAUGAGAUAAAUACAAAUACUGCAAUAUUUCGAGAUAGUGGUAUGUAUCAUUCCGAAGGUGGUUGGCCAAAAGAUUUAAACGUAAAAGAUGUAGAACAAACAGUAAGAUAUAAGCGUAAAGUAGAAAAGGAUGAAUUGUAUAUUCAUACAAUGCUUCAAUUGUUGCCUCCAAUGGAACAAUGUAUUUUACAGAACAAUGCUUGUAAUAUUUAUGAACAAUAUUUUAGUUAUAUGGAACCAAUUUCUUUAAUACAACGAGUAUAUUCACGUACAGUUAAUGUAUAUCGUGAUCUUUUACCAAUAAAGAGACAAAUAACACAUCUUUCUUGGUCACCAGAUCAAGGAAAUCGUUUUGCAGCUAGUUACUGUAAUACUGACUUUAAAAAUGCAAUGAAUGAUAAUCCUCAGUCAUAUAUCUGGGAUGUGGAAAAUCCAAAUAUGCCUUGUGUAGUUUUGAAACCAUUUUGCCCAAUUUUAACAUUAGAAUAUAAUCCCAAAGAUAGUAAUAUAUUGAUUAGUGGAUUAAUGACUGGUCAAGUAGCUUAUUGGGAUAUUAGGAAAGGAUCAGAACCAGUUGAAACAAGUUUAGUGGAAUUUAGUCACAGAGAUUUAUGCAAUAAGGUUUUAUGGAUAAAUUCUAAAACUGGCAUGGAAUUUUUUAGUGCUUCAAAAGAUGGACAGAUAAUGUGGUGGGAUAUUAGAAAAUUGCAAAUACCUACAGAAACAUUAAUAAUAGAUUUAUAUAAACCUGAUGAUCAAAAUAUUAAUAAAGCAAUUGGGAUUUCAGCAUUACAAUUUGAGCCAUCUAUGGGUACACGUUUUAUGUGUGGUCUUGAAAGUGGAAUAGUUAUAUCAGGAAAUCGUAAAGGUAAAACUCCAAGUGAAAAAAUUGCAACAAGAUUUAAAGCACAAUAUGGACCUGUGAUAAGUUUAGAAAGAAAUCCAACAUUUGUUAAAAAUUUUUUAACUGUUGGUGAUUGGACAACAAGAAUUUGGUCUGAAGAUUGUAAAGAAUCUUGUAUUGCUUGGACUCCUGGUCAUAGAGAUUUUUUAAUGGGUGGAGCAUGGAGCUUAACACGAUUUUCUGUAUUUUUUUUAAUAAAAAUGGAUGGAACUUUGGAUGUAUGGGAUUUAUUAAUUCAACAAGAUUCUCCAGUUCUUAGUGUGAAGGUAUGUCUAUUUUAAUAUUAUACAACAAUUGCUAAUAAAAAAGGAACAACGUUUUUACUUGAAUUUUCAGAAGCAUUAACAACUAAUCAAAAGAAUGACAAGCUUUUAUUUACAGCACUUCUUGAUAGAGAAACACGUAGGGAAAAAGUAAAGGAAGCUAAAAAUAGAGAACAGAGAUUGAAAAUGAAAUCUCUUCAAAAUACCAAUUUUGAAAUCGAAUAUUCAGUAGUAAAUACAAAAAUUGAUGAGGAAGAUCUACAAUGUCUUAAUUCAAAUAUUAACAACACAAUAUUAAUGAAUUGUGAAGAAGACUAUGAAAGUGCUAUACAAGUAGAAUUAGCAAAAGAAGAGACAACAAACAAUGAGGUAGUACAUGACAAAUAUGUAAUGAAUGAAGUCAUAAAUUUAAAGUCAUAG
Molecule: messenger RNA, 1755 nt
Organism: Eufriesea mexicana
Lineage: Eukaryota; Metazoa; Arthropoda; Insecta; Hymenoptera; Apidae
Product: dynein, axonemal, intermediate chain 2
Exons: 9
Biological process (GO): cilium movement; outer dynein arm assembly
Cellular component (GO): outer dynein arm
Molecular function (GO): dynein light chain binding; dynein heavy chain binding
Source: RefSeq, a predicted model, not a curated record